Molecule: messenger RNA, 1698 nt
Organism: Prosopis cineraria
Lineage: Eukaryota; Viridiplantae; Streptophyta; Magnoliopsida; Fabales; Fabaceae
Product: homeobox-leucine zipper protein ATHB-6-like
Exons: 3
Coding region: 416-1369 (317 amino acids)
Biological process (GO): positive regulation of DNA-templated transcription
Cellular component (GO): nucleus
Molecular function (GO): DNA-binding transcription factor activity, RNA polymerase II-specific; sequence-specific DNA binding
Source: RefSeq, a predicted model, not a curated record
ACCUCGCCAGCGGCUUCGCCAUCUUCUUCCUCCUCCUUCACAGACGCACGCGCGCACUCUCUCUCUCUCUCUGGUUUUUUCAUCCUCGAUGCUCUCUUUAACUCCAUGGAUUCUAAAUUCUGAUUUCUUCUUCUUCUUUUACUUUCAUGGGUGAAGAGGGAGAGGAAGUAAUAAUCACAGAUAGGGGACACCAUGGAGUCUGCGGAGAUUUUAAGCUGUUAUACAGAUUGGUGCUGUUUAACACACGAGUGUUCCUUUUCAUUUUCAAUGGCUCCUUUUAAGUGAAAAUCUUCCCUUGAGAUCUUUUCAGAUCAAAUUUCAAUACGUUAACCUGCGACUGUAACUACUGGAUCAAAACAUCCCGAUCUAUUAAGAUCUUUGUGCAGAGUUGUAAUUUUGUUUCCCUCAUCCAGUCAUGAAGAGAUCACUUGAAAGCUCCGAUUCUUUGGGUGCUUUGAUGACUAUGUGUCCAUCCACAGACGAACACAGUCCGAGAAACAACAACAAUAAUCAUGUGUAUGGUAGAGAGUUCCAACCCAUGAUGCUGGAUGGACUGGACGAGGAAGGGUGUGUGGAAGAAUCAACCCAUCUGAUGAUGUCGGAGAAGAAACGGCGUCUGAGCGUGGAUCAAGUUAAGGCUUUAGAGAAGAACUUCGAGGUAGAGAACAAGCUUGAGCCUGAGAGGAAGGUGAAGCUUGCUCAAGAACUUGGGUUACAGCCUCGACAAGUGGCGGUCUGGUUCCAAAACCGUCGUGCUCGGUGGAAGACGAAGCAAUUGGAGAGAGAUUAUGGCGUUCUCAAAGCCAAUUAUGAAGACCUCAGACGUAACUUUGACACCCUCCAACAGGACAAUGAAGCAUUGCUCAAAGAGAUUAAGGAAUUGAAAUCUAGACUAAAAGAAGAGUACACGGAGAGGGAUAUUUCAGUGAAGGAAGAGACAAAGGGAUCAGAUUCCGACGAGAAAAAGGUCGAACAGAGUAACCCACCACCGGCGGAAACCUCCAUUCUUGAAUCAGAGUGCAAGGACUUGAAUUAUGGGUGCUUCAAUGGAGUGGGAGGUGCUUCACUCAUAUCACCGGUGGAUCAUUUCAAAGACGGUUCUUCCGACAGCGACUCUAGCGCAAUCCUGAACGAAGACAACAGCCCCAACGCCGCCAUUUCGUCGUCGGCAGCUCUUCAGGGCAACCACCUGUUAAUGUCUCCGUCGUCGCCGUCGUCCAUGAACUGCUUUCAGUUCCAGAAAACUUACCAGAGUCAGUAUGUGAAGAUAGAAGAACACAACUUCUUAAGCGCAGAAGAAGCCUGCAAUUUCUUCUCCGAAGAACAAGCACCCACCCUCCCGUGGUACUGUUCAGAUCACUGGAGCUAAAAAAAAACAGUAGAAUUGAAGAAAGCCUAGUACUGGGUAGAGAUCAGUAUAGAUGAGAGCUCAAGAAAGUGGUAGAAAAAUGGAAAGAACUAGGGAGGUAGAAAUAUUCAUUCGCUUUUGGGGUUCUCAUUUUUUAUGAUCGAAGUUGAAAAAUGAAAAACCUGUAUAAAGCUGGGAAGCAGGAACAAGGAAGCUCGCAGUCGCAAGGCUAACGCACGUACGGGUGGACUGUGAAGCAAUUGGUGUGAAACGCUGACGAAUAAGUCGUGCGGGAAAGGAAGGGACCUGUAAUAUGAAUAAUCAUAAUAAUAAUAAUAAAUUAAUGAUAA